Molecule: messenger RNA, 6683 nt
Organism: Cyprinodon variegatus (sheepshead minnow)
Lineage: Eukaryota; Metazoa; Chordata; Actinopteri; Cyprinodontiformes; Cyprinodontidae
Gene: cnih2
Product: protein cornichon homolog 2
Exons: 6
Coding region: 1467-1949 (160 amino acids)
Biological process (GO): regulation of AMPA receptor activity; vesicle-mediated transport
Cellular component (GO): synapse; dendrite
Source: RefSeq, a predicted model, not a curated record
AGACGGAGCAACGCUAUUGGCUGACUUUUAUAACACCAACCGUGGUUGAAAUUUUUCUCUCGCAGUCUAAGAAAUAGAGGAAAGAGACAGCCACAGGCGGCAGACUCAGGAAAUGCACUCAAAAUCUCUGGAAGGGGGUUUGAGAGAGAGCGGCUUCAGGUAGAGAGACAGCACAAACAGGGAGAUGCGAACAGAGACUGGUAUCAAUAAGUCAUGACUUCUGAGGGAUUUGGACAUGUCUUACUUCUCAACAGGAGUGUUUUCAAAAUCAGCAUAACUGCGUACUAUGAACAUGGGUUCUGGUUAAAUUUCUCCCCAUCUUCCCCUACUUUUUAAUUGUUUUUUUUUUUUUUUUUCCCUGUCAGAAGUGAAACAUUUUCUGGCACAUUGGAGAAGAUCUGCUUUGAAGACUCUUCUUUGACGGGAGAAAUCUGAGGAAUGCAUCUGAGGCGUAGAUAUAGGGCAGACAGUACUGACAUGGUGCCAACCCAAACUGAUAGAAACAAGGGCAGAGUGGACUGUUCAGAGGCAAACACGACUCCUACCAGACACAGGUAUUCUCUACUUGAUGUUAAGGUCAGUUAAGACAUCCAUCCAUCCUUAGAUCGUGCAUUUGUUGAUCCUCAAAGUCUUACAUUUUCGUAAUUCCAAACUUAUCUGUGCUGUCUCGAUCUUGCUUUGGUAAAUCACUCAAUCAACAGUGAAUCUGGGUUUUCACAGUGAGCCUAUUUAGUUAUUAAAGCAAUAUGUUCAAUUUAAGUUAAGAAUAAUAAAAGUUCAACAGCUUAUUUAUGAAAUAGACUGGGUACCAACUAUAGAUGUCUACAAAGGUGUUACAUGUAAGCUGAAUUAACAUGCCAUUAAUGAUGUUUUAGACUAAACUGUAAGCCAUAAACCUAACUACUAAGCUAACAUAAAGCCAUAACCAUCCUAGACAAUAUUCCUGUUGGUAUCUUGUUUUUUUACUGCUCUUAAUAUCAACAAGAAUCCUGUGCUUCUGCUCUCAGCGUGUCCAUCAGACACUCUUACCUUCAGAGACAAAUGUGUGGGUUUCGUCUCAGGAGAAACUCCUUUGGGGAGGAGGAGACAGACAUUUUGCCUGUCAGAGAUUGAAAAAGAGGAGCACUGGGGGCACAACAACAGACAACUGGCCGAGAACAUAUUUCCUCAGAGCUUCCCUUACCCCAGCGAGACGACUGACGUUUUGCUGUCAGCUUCACAAAAGGAGACAAAUAGUGGAAGCAGCACAGCUGCAGCUCGAGCUCACUAUUGAUUGUUACUUUAAGUGAUUGCUCUACCUACCAGGACUGUAUAGAGUCUGCUUGCACCUGAAGUGGAAACCGACAAUAAGCCCUACUCAGGUAGAAGAGGGAGGGGAAGCUACCAGUAGCUUAAAAUCGAUAUUAUUAGAGCAGGCAGGAAGUUCUACUUCCUUUUCACCGGUCAUCAGGCUGGCUGGUGCAGCCAUGGCGUUCACCUUCGCGGCCUUCUGCUACAUGCUCACCCUGGUACUGUGCGCCGGGCUCAUCUUCUUUGUCAUAUGGCAGAUUAUUGCCUUUGAUGAACUCCGCACAGACUUCAAAAACCCCAUUGAUCAGAGCAAUCCCACCAGAGCGAGAGAAAGGAUCUUAAACAUCGAACGGAUCUGCAACCUUCUCCGCAAAUUGGUGGUACCAGAGUACUCCAUCCACGGCCUUUUCUGCCUGAUGUUCAUGUGUGCUGGAGAGUGGGUCACGCUUGGCCUAAAUAUCCCGCUGCUCUUCUACCAUCUGUGGAGGUUUUUUCAUCGGCCAGCCGACGGAUCAGAAGUGAUGUACGAUCCCGUCAGCGUGAUGAAUGCUGACAUUCUUAACUACUGUCAGAAGGAGUCCUGGUGUAAGCUGGGCUUCUACUUGCUCUCCUUCUUCUAUUACCUGUACAGUAUGGUCUACGCCUUGGUGAGCUUCUAACAGGUGAUGUAAUGAUCUAACUGGAAGGACCUAUUUGAUACCCAAAACCAUCGGAGGCAAGCCUUUCUUCUUUUCACGUUUUCUGACUUUUGUGGCUGUCUUUUGGACAAAACAAAAAGACAAAUCAGACUCAAUGCGUUACUUAGGACCUUGUUUAGCCCAUCAUCCCUUAAACCACUGUCAGGCGCCUGGAGAGAAAAAAAAAAAAAACAGCUCCCAAAGACUGAAAAGAAACAAGAAGAGGAUGUUUGAGAUGCCUUUGACCCAAUACAUGAUUUACCAAUAUUAAUGAAGGGCUGGAUUUCUCCGCGAUGCUCUUACUGAUCCAGCCGCCCAACUCACUGUGAAUCUCCAAACACUUAGGGGCUGGAAAAGAAAAGAACAUGUCUGUAAUCUUUGACUUGAAAAAUUUACUAAAAGCAGGAUUGUUUUGAUUUGAGUCAUUUUAUUUCAGACACUGGUUAUGUCGAACAAUCACACUAAUUAUGUGGCAGGUGCAUUUCUCUUUAUGAAAAGGCUGAAACCAGAGAGCUUAUGCCCAGGCACCGUAAUGAGCUGCAAAGACCUACUAAGCUUGCUCAGCUCUGACUAAACUAUAAACUAUAAGGUGAUUAAAGGUAAAUAUAAUAAAGGUACAAAUUUAACCCAGUUUCACAAAAAACAUUAAAAAAACACUUAUGAAAAUUUGCAAAUUAGUGCAAAUCUAAUGUAAGUUAUAGAUGAAAAGGGUAAAUGUUGACCCAGAGUGGAUUCAGCUUUCAUAGCUCUGUGGAUGUUUUGCUCUGACACUAAGUUUAACCAUAAAUUUAACUUUAAGGAUCUGUAUGCUUUCAAAAAUGGGUUUGUUUGUACCUCUUAAGACAUAUUUCUUGCUUAAUAGGUUCAUGCUUUUGACAGAGCAUCAUGCUCUAAUAAUACCAAAAGUUUGAAAUGAAACAAAAAUGUGCCAAAUUUUAAACUGGCUCCCCUUUAGGGACAUUUAAGGCAAUUUAUCAGAUUUAUAAAUUAAGCUGUGUGAGGUUUUAAGUACAAUAGUCUCAGCUCUAGACAGCAAAUCAAGGAAAAAUGAACAAAACUUCACUUUUAACUCACUGAUUUACAGUUGUUAACAUUUGGCAACCAGAUUGUUUUUGUUUUUUUUUUAAAGAAAAAAAAGUAGAAAAAGAAAAAAAAAAUGUCUGUUGUAGUUUUAGUGUACAGAGAGCGCCUUAUUUCUGUCCCAGUGAAGUCAUCUCAGUCAUCUCCAUCUAUACGAUAGUCAUUUUAGCAGGCAAACUGUUCUCCGAUUGAGGUAGAGUAGUGAUCACAUGUACAAAAAGCAAUUUAAAAACAACAGAAAAGCAAUGUAAUAUGACUCCUGAUACAUAUCAAAGGAGUGUUAUUCAGUAUUUAUGAUACCAGUGAUUGAGGCUCAAUCGUCGUCAGGGGAGACAUUUAUGAGUCAAUGACAAAGUUUCAGCUAUUGAGGAAGUGUAAAAAACAUAGUGAAGUCAUCAUAAUACUGCAGUCACAGAGAGGACCAAUGUGAGAUUUUAACCAGCAGUGACUUUCUGCAGCACAUGCUGCCUGUGAUGAAAGUAUGGUCUAUUUGUGUAUCUAACUGGAAUAAAAUGCUUAAAGAAUAAAUAAGCUGGAAGGCUGUGGACAUGCUCUGAUGUUUGUGUACGCUGCAGCCAAUGGAAGACGUUCCUCAUUUCAUCUCCAAACUUUACAAACUACCAUAAGCUUUGAUAGAUGAUCAUCAGCAGAAAAAAAUAUCACCUACUCCAGGCAUAUUUAAAUAAAAAAUAAAAGAAAACAAUGUGUAUCGGCCAAAUGUGUGUCCACAACCAGUGUGAGACCAGAGUUUUUUGGGGAUGCCACAAUUACAGUCAAAUUAUUUAGUUCCUGAAAAACAAAUAUAUAAUUUGAUUAGCAUAGAAAAACAGAAAUACUUCAAAAGCACAAAAUGUGCAUCAGACAACCUGUCCAGUGGAUAAUAUACGCCUAAAUUUCUUAUUAUUAGUUUGGUGCCAACUGUAGCCAUCAUAUCAGAUUGGGUACUGAUCGAGACAUUUUGGAUUCAUAGGUCUCUGAUAGAUUUUUCAUAUGCUGUCAUUUAAUUCAUUUGCACCCAUAGUUUUAUCCAGCAAGCUACUCAAAUACACAUAUGACCAAUUUUCUCAAAACCCUUGAGAUCUUAAUCCUCAGUUUGUAUUUUAAAGCAUGAAAAUGAAUCUAAUGAUCCAAGAUUAUCUGUACAUCUCUGUACCUUCAUGCUGAUGGCAGAUUGUUCUGGAUAUUGCCGCUUGCAGCCUACUGAAACCAUGUGACCUUCACUGUGUUCUCAUGAAGCCCAAACACCACAGACCCUAUGUAAGUUCAUGACUAAAAAGUGAGUCUAUGAAGUAGAAAAUAACUGUUUAUAUUUUUGUCCGAAUAAAUUUAACCUAGAGUCACAAAAGGGAGGUGUGAUAAACUGAUUAUCUCUGUAUAUGUAUGUAUUAUCAAUGAGAUACAGAAACAUUAUUAAGAGGUUUUUAUUUAUUUAUCUUUAAACUUUGCUUUUCUGUCUUUUUUGGGCAAACUCGGCUGUUAAGCCUUAUAUGGUUUGGAUUUUCUACCUUAUGGGACAUAGUCUCGUUAUAUGACUUUUCAAAUAUAUAUGCCAGUAGCUAACUUUGGUUGCAUAAAAUGUUUUACUGAAAGAUAAGCUUGUCUUUUUUUGUCCCAGCUGCUAGAACCCAAAAGUCUAUUCAAGAUCAUAUUAAUUUCAAGGCUCAUCAACAAUCCACUUACCAGGAGAAUAAUUCCAAAAAAAAUAUUUUAACAUGUGACCUUUUUUUCAUUAAUUUAAACUAAAAAAUGUGUUUCCCAUGAUGCUGCAUUUGGCAGAAAUGUGAUUUUUUUUUUUAUUCUUUAAUGUUUCUGUAGAUUAGUUUGUUAAACGGAUAUUGGCUGGUCUUUGACCUCGUCAAGCUGUAGCUUUGCAGAUAUUGCUGGAUAGGCAGGAUCUAUAAGGCAGCUGGGACAAUAGUCGCCAUUGAACUUUCUGAUUGCUCCAGCUGCAGGUAGACCUCUGCUUUGUCUACAUAUUGCUCCCACUUCAGAAAUUCUAUUUAGGCUCAAAAGGACUGUGUAAACACCAUCAGGACAUACAGUAGGCCUAGUUAAUAUUACCUUACAUUAUUGUGAUCCAAUGUUUUUAGGUAUUUUAUGUGUUGGAAUAUAACCUGACUAUGCCCCUUAAGCCUUUUAAAACAGUUGGCUUGAAAUUUGGCCCAAUCUUUCAGGCAGAUAUGGCUUUCCUGUAGGUCAUCUUGCUUACAGAACAAACAUACAUUUUAAGGGAAUGAAAUCUCAUUAUGAUUUUGUACUUCAAAGUAGGAAGAUGUUUUUAGGCUUGCAAGAUAUCCACCAAAUGUAACAGUUUUAAUGCUGGCAAAAUAAUUCAGUUUUAUAUUCAUCAGACCACAGGACAUGUCUCCAAAAUGAAAAUAUACUUAUGUCCUUGAAGGCAUCUGCACAUGAUAUAUGAGCUUUUUGUUGUCUUAGAAAUAUUGGAUCUUUUUCCUCUCAGAAGGGCCUUUUAAGCCCAUGUCGAUAAAAAAUUUGUCUCACUGUGAGUAGCAAAGUUUUACAAGCUUAAUUCAACAUCCUCACAAGGUUUCUAGCUUUUGUUCUGUGAAUGAUUUGCAGACUGUGUGCCAAAAACACAUUAAUCUCGGGGAUACAGAACCCGUCGCAUGUUUGGACAUCCCAAUGGUGUUCAUUCUUCUGUAUAAUAGUUUGAACAGAUCAUUGGCGUACUUUAGGUGUCUGGAAACUGUUCCACAAGAGGAAACAGAUUUGGUUUUUCUCCUUUUUUUCAAUGAUGUUACCCAGGAAAGAAGUGUCUUUGCGGUGUUGACCUAAAAUACAUCCACAAAUGUGUCUCUAUUUACUGUAACUCCAAUGUUGUAAAGUUAAUAGAGGCCAUUAAGUCAUUAUUUUGGCUUUCCCAAAUUGUUAACAAGGGAUGAAAUUUGGUUUUAAUUUCAACAAAGUAAAAAUUUAUUUCACCAACUUUAAUGUAUGUAGGAUAGCCUGUCCAGAAUAACUCAGAGCAGCGGUAAAGACAAAACAAAAUUGUAAAAGACAUCUUUAAAUAAUUUAUUUAUCUUAUUGUUGCUUUUAUUGUAAUUAUAAGCUAUAAAUCUUACAAAAAAGCUCAACAUAGCAAUUCUGAAUUAACAGCAAUAUUAUCUGUAGGAAGUUCUGUUUUUUUUUUUUUAGAUAUUCUGUGCUUGUUCCACCACUCUGUCCACCAUGCUCCAAAUGAUUAGGAGAAAAUCUCAACUUGACUGUGUGAUUUUUAAUUUUUUUUUAUUUCAAUCACUGAGCAACUUUCAUUGGCUGCCAGUGUUUUGAGGGACAAGCAAUAGUGCAGCCACAUCGUGCCGAGAGAAGUUUGCAGAUAAUCACAGGACACAGAGACCUCAGUUUUCUGCCAACUGUGUGAAUGUGUGGGUCUGGACAAUCACUAUCAAAGCACAGGGAAAGGAUGACAGGGGACGAAAUAAAGCCUGCUGGAACAUCGUUAUGUAGUUGCUCUAAAUAAAGCGUUUUAGGAAACUGAAUUUAAUGAAAUCUAUAUUGUAUCUGUCUUUUAUACAUUUCUCAUAAUGCUAAAGUAGAUUUGGUGAAUUACUUUAUAUUUAUUCAGCUCUACUAUGAUGUGCAUCUAUUUACAUGUCAUAUCCCAAUAAAAACCAU